AUGGAUGGUUUUGGUUCGAUUCCGAAAGUCUACGUGCGUCUCAUGCAAAUAUUCGGAUAUACCCAACUAACCUCAAGGAAUCGACAGCUUGUUCGCAGUAAAUUUUUAUUGGUUUAUUCGUCGGUCCUGCUAAUAUCAACUGUAUCCUGGCUGAUUUAUGCAGUCAUACGGAUGCAAUAUAAAACAAAUCCCUUAGGAAGUAAUCAGGUGGGGAGAAUAAUAGAUUAUGCCCAAAUGGUUGGUAUUGGAAUAGCAUACACGGUUACUAUGGUAGAGACCAUGGUGCAUCAUCGGAAGCAAAGAAGACAAUUUGAAAAGCUCAAAGAAAUCGAUGGACUCUUCAAGAGUGUCCUGAAAGUCGACACUGGCUGGGCAACUAACGGCAAGGAAGUGGGGUUGACUUGUCUAUUAAUGUUCUCGGCAUACUUUUUGUUUAGUUCCUAUACUCUGGGGUUUAAUUUGUAUUUAAAGGAGUUCUCCACCAUAGAAUACUGGGCUUUGUAUACCAUUUUAUCGAAACUCUGUGCACUACGUUAUUUUGAGUUAUACGCAAUAGUGACCGCAUUCAAAUGGAGACUUACUAAACUGAACGAGUGUCUGCAAGGAUUAAAACUUUCUACUAAGAAACUGAUGGAUCUUGAUAACCCCAAGAAGCUCAAAUUUGGUUUCUACCACACCGAGGUGUAUCUGCAGAAGACAAAUUUGGAGAGCGCUUCCCAUCAUCAACUGGACGUAUUACGGCGCAUCUACUACCAUUUGUGGGACCUAAACAAAAUCUUUAAUCAAUCCUUUGGAUUAUCCUUGUUAGUGAAUAUUGCAAAUGACUUUAUCCUGAUGACUGCCAAAUGUUGGGCUCUGAUAACAAUGCAAGCUACUGCGGUUGGAUUGGUGGAAUACUUGCGACUGUUGGCAUUCAUACUAUCUCUGAUCCCGCAUGGUUUCAAUAUUAUCCUGAUUUGUCGAGCGUGUUUUUUAGCUGCUCAAAGCGCAACUAAGUCGGCCCUCUUGGUACAUAAGAUACCAGUUGAUUCCGAUAACCAUAAGCAAAAUUUUCUUAUUGAGGAAUUUUCUUUACAACUUCUUCACCAGAAAAUUGCAUUCAACGCAGUUGGUUUCUUUAACAUCGAUAUGAGUUUACUAUAUACGAUUGCAGGGGCUACCACUACUUAUUUAGUCAUCCUGAUCCAAUUCUAUGUGAAUUCAAAGCGAGGUUGAUAUUGAUGAACACUUAGACAGGUUAUCAUGUGUGAAGGCCAUUUUUUGAGGAGAGAGAAGAGAGGAAGACA
Hermetia illucens (black soldier fly) is the source of this 1286-nucleotide messenger RNA. Its product is annotated as putative gustatory receptor 2a. The coding region runs from base 1 to 1215 and encodes 404 amino acids. Gene Ontology annotation, biological process: sensory perception of taste. The transcript has 4 exons. The record is from RefSeq and is a predicted model, not a curated record. NCBI's taxonomy places the organism in Eukaryota, Metazoa, Arthropoda, Insecta, Diptera, Stratiomyidae. Gene Ontology annotation, cellular component: axon; dendrite; neuronal cell body.